AUGGCUGCGGAUCGCUAUCAAUCGCGGGGCACUCCCCUUAGGCACGUCAAUGCUGGGACGCCGAUGUCGGGCACAUUCCUGCAGGUUCUCUUCUUGGAUUCGUUCGUCCGUGUGCUAAGCAGGAAGUUCGAGCCUGCUAGUGGGCAUGAGGAGCGUGGGGGCGAUAAUGUAGUGUAUUGUUGGGCUGCACUGUUGUCGCGGCAAACAGUUGAGUCUGUGCUGAUGGUUGAGAACCGCAAUGCUAUGGAAACACGACCAGCGAUUGCGGUUCGGUUGACGGCGAUAUCGGACGAUCGAGGCAACGACGACAAGUGGGAUGCAAUGGCAGACCCCUUCAUGCUCCCCUCCACAUCAACGGUUCGCGAUAGGCUGAGGACGCAGAAAGGCGGCAGAGACAGGAAGAGCCCAGCACGAUGCCGCGCAAUCGACCAACCUCAACCUGCAAGCGAAGGUUGGGACAAAGUCAAGACGUCUCAAAGCGGGCACGACGAGAUCCUAUCAGCGUCCAUCUCGGCUGCCACCUCGGCCGCCUCCACUGUGGUUGCCUCCGCAUUCGCAGCCAGGGACGCCCAAACGCCAGCGAAAUCGGACGCCGAGAAGGCGACGUUGGAGCAACUGAUGGCGGAUUGGAAGAAGGCCGUCGAUGGGCAGUGGAGUAGCAUGCGCGUGAUGAAACGAGACGCUGCCGUCGAGCGCUGA
Messenger RNA from Pleurotus ostreatus (oyster mushroom), 699 nucleotides. RefSeq lists its product as uncharacterized. NCBI's taxonomy places the organism in Eukaryota, Fungi, Basidiomycota, Agaricomycetes, Agaricales, Pleurotaceae. The coding region runs from base 1 to 699 and encodes 232 amino acids. The record is from RefSeq and is a predicted model, not a curated record. The transcript has 6 exons.